This is a messenger RNA of Gymnodraco acuticeps, 1840 nucleotides long. Its product is annotated as bile salt-activated lipase-like. Gene Ontology annotation, biological process: postsynaptic membrane assembly; neuron cell-cell adhesion; chemical synaptic transmission. Gene Ontology annotation, molecular function: sterol ester esterase activity; neurexin family protein binding; triacylglycerol lipase activity. Gene Ontology annotation, cellular component: postsynaptic specialization membrane; synapse; cell surface. The coding region runs from base 80 to 1747 and encodes 555 amino acids. NCBI's taxonomy places the organism in Eukaryota, Metazoa, Chordata, Actinopteri, Perciformes, Bathydraconidae. The transcript has 11 exons. The record is from RefSeq and is a predicted model, not a curated record.
UGGUCAGCGUGGAGUACGGGGGCGUGGUUCUGCCUUAAAAUUCCGGCAGACAUCCGAAAGCAACUCACUCACCGUCAACAUGAUGAAGAUGAAGAGUCUGGUGGCCAUCGCUGUGUUUCUGGAGACGGUCUCUGCGAUCUCUCUCGGGUUGGUGAACACAGAGGGAGGUUUGGUUCGGGGAGAGAACAUCCCUCUGGCGUCCGGCCGCCACAUGGACGUCUUCAGGGGGAUUCCCUUUGCUGACGUCCCUGAAACUUUCAUGAAACCAAAACCUCACCCAGGCUGGGCUGAUGUUCUGGAUGCCACUGCGUUUAAGGACAUUUGCCUCCAGGUGAGCGUCUCCUUUAACACGACCAGAGGCAGCACGGACUGUCUGUACCUCAACAUCUGGGUUCCUCACAACGGCUCAGUGUCCUCUGAUAUGCCGGUCAUGGUCUGGAUCUAUGGCGGCGCCUUCAUGAUUGGAAGCUCGAUGGGUACUCAUAUCCUGAAGUACACUCAGUUCAGCGGGCAGGAGCUGGCCGACAGAGGGAAUGUGAUCGUGGUUUCAAUCGGAUACCGGGUCGGCUCUCUGGGCUUCCUGAGCACUGGAGAACCAGAACUUGCUGGAAACUAUGGUCUUUGGGACCAGCAGGCUGCCAUCGCCUGGGUGCACAGGAACAUCCGUAAAUUCGGAGGAGACCCCGAGAACAUCACAAUCUUCGGGGAGUCUGCAGGCGGAGCCAGUGUCAGCCUCCAGAUUCUGAGUCCUCACAACAAAGGGCUUUUCAAGAGAGCCAUCGCCCAGAGCGGUGUGGCCCUCAGCCCAUGGACCAUCAACAAGAACCCCCGCCUGUACGCUGUGGAGGUUGCUCUGGCGGUCAAUUGCUCCACUGAUGAGCGCAUGGCUUCCUGUUUGAAGGAGAUAGAUCCUGUAGUCCUAACUCUGGCGGGAUCUUUCAAUCUGUCCAGCUGCGCCGGUGAACCCAUUGUCUACCACCUGGAAUUAUCUCCUGUCAUCGAUGGUGACUUCCUGCCGGAUCAUCCGUCCAAGUUGUUCCACAAUGCGGCGGACAUUGAUUUCAUCGCUGGAGUCAACAACAUGGACGGACACGCCUUCACGAGUAUCGAUGUUCCAAGAGUCAACAUCGACCUGUUGCCCGUCCCUGUCGAGGAUGUGGAGAAGCUUCUGGCUGCGUACACUAAGGAUAAGGGUGACGCUGCUUGGCACGCUGCACUUUCACUAUAUAACUCAACCUGGGAACCAACGCCCAGCCAAGAGAGCAUCAAGAAAACCCUCGUUCACAUUGAAACAGACUUCCUCUUCCUGGCUUCUACUCAGGCUGCACUGAAGCUUCAUGCUGACAACGCAAAAACUGGCCGUACCUACUCCUACCUUUUCUCUGAGCCCAGCCAGAUGGCAGGCAUUUUCAGACCUUUCCCUAAGUGGAUGGGAGCCGACCAUACGGACGAUGUGCCUUACGUGUUCGGAAAGCCUUUUACGACAGCAUUGAUGUAUUUAGCCAGCCACCGGGACCUCUCUGGCUACAUGAUCGCCUACUGGACAAACUUCGCCAGAACAGGGGACCCCAACGAAGGAGAACUGAGCGUGCCUGCUACCUGGCCAACAUUCAACAGCACUGGACAGAAGUUUGUGGAGCUCAACUCUAAGAUGGACGAAAGCUAUGUGGGAGAGAAUAUGAGAAUGCCUUUCGUGGAUUUAUGGACCAACGUAAUACACAGCCUCCCCAACAUCAUCCCCGAAUAAAGAUCAUAUGCAUCAGCUGUGCACUUCAGUGUGGACAUGACCAGUGUUCAAUUAUUAUUGGUUUAUGAGAAAAUAAAUGAAUGGCAAACACUA